AUUAUAUACUGUCUGUUGGAUUUGGUAUUUUUUGGUUCACUAUCAUUCAUACUUUCCUCGAUGGAUUGUAUGGCGCACUUUCCAAAAUGCGACAUUUUUUUACUUUUUGAAGUCUAUCUGACAUCGAUUUGUAUAUUUGUAUUAUUCACUGUCGUCUAGCGAAACGGUCUCAAAUGUGUUGUUAUGGCGACGGGAUAUUUUCGCAGUGCAUCACGUUUUUUUUUAUAUUGGAGAAAUACAGAAUUAUGAGGAGAUAUUCAUGACAGAGUGGUAUUUAAAGCCAAACUGACAGACUUUGCUUCGCUAUCCAUGCUUAUACAUCGUUGAAAACACCAACGCUGAUACACCUGAUCGGCCAGAUUAUCUGAGUGAAAUAGUCACUGAAAUUUUUUUCAUUUAUUUGUUCAAAUAUUUUUUUAUGGUGGAGAUGGUGGUACCAGACAUUGUGUUAUAUCGGCAUUCCUAGAGAAAAUACAAGCUUGAGCUUUAGUGGAGUUGAAUUAUUCAACAAGGUAAUAGUUGAGGGACAAAGUUGAAUUCAGUGAUAUGUAUAUAUAGAUACACAACCAUGAAGUAAUAUAAUUAAGUCAAGGCAUACUCGUCUACGAGUCAUAAUGGGUGCAUCUAUUUACUUUAUAGCAUUAUUGAUUGUUGCAGCAAACGCUUAUGAAUUCCCCGCUAGUUUCAAAAGAUGUCAACUGAACGAUAUGGAAACAUGUUUGGCCACAACAAUACAGGAUGAUCUAAAGCUAAUUGGAAGCUCUGGUAUUUCUUCAUUGAAUAUCCCUUCGAUAGAACCUCUCAAAAUCCCUGCUAUCGAAAUAGGUGCGGGUAGUACUGCUGUCAACCUAGUCCAGAAGUACAGUGAUGUGAAUGUCCAUGGAUUUUCCCAAUGUAAAGUGGAAACAGCCAACUUGAAUAUCGACAAAAAAACUUUGACAUUCACAGCGAUAUAUCCAGAAAUCAGACAAGAAGCAAAAUACAGCUUGAAUGGAAAAAUCUUGGUCAUUCCUGUCCAUGGAUCAGGCGAUUCAGUCAUAAGAUUGAAGGAAGCAACCUUUGUCCACACCAUCACAUUCAAGGAAAUGAUGAAGAAGGGCAAAAAACUCUUCCAUGUUGAAGACUACAAAUUGAGUAUCACCAUCAAGGGGGCACACUACGACUUCCGUAAUCUCUUUGAUGGAGACAAAAAUUUGGCCGACAAUAUUCUGAAAGUUAUCAAUGAAAAUUGGAACGUUAUUUUCGAUGACGUAAAGCAUGGCGUCGAAAGUUCAUACGCAGCUGUGUUCAAAGCCUUAGCCAAUAAGGUUUUCGAUAAUAUUCCUAUGGAUGAUAUUUUCCUCAAAUGAAUUAAUAUUUAUAGAUAUAUGGUUUGUGAUUUGUGAUGCCAGCUCUCAAACUAGUUUUUCUAUUAUUAUAUGUAUUAUGUUAGACAAUCAUACAUUUAUCCUUUACUUAUCAUACAUUAUAUUGAAAAUCAUAUACAUGCCAAUAAAAAUUGU
Messenger RNA from Phaedon cochleariae (mustard beetle), 1502 nucleotides. The record is from the annotation of a GenBank genome assembly. NCBI's taxonomy places the organism in Eukaryota, Metazoa, Arthropoda, Insecta, Coleoptera, Chrysomelidae.